UCCGAAGCCACUCAGACGCCGCUUGACUCUAGGGAGAAACCCACGCGCCAUUUCUCCCCUCUGCUACAACCCUCUUCAGGAGUACUCGCUGACUUUGGAUACCAAGAAGAUACCCGUGCGUCUUGCAGAGCAGCAUCAGGAGCUUGUUUGACAGUCGCGCGGCGAAUCGACAGGAGAUACGAUGGGUAACGGAGAAGAAGAGAAGCCCACCAUGAAUGAAGGUGGUGAUGAGGAGACUGUGGUGAGGGUGCGGGGCCUUCCAUGGUCCGCAACCGUUGAGGACAUUCUCAAGUUCUUUGAUGGUGUAAACAUCAAGAAUGGUCGUGAUGGCGUCCACCUGACCCUCUCCCGUGAAGGCCGUCCAAGUGGUGAGGCCUAUGUUGAAGUAGCCAGCGAAGAUGAUGUUGCACUGGCUGAGAAGAAACACAAUCAACACAUGGGGCGUAGAUAUAUUGAAGUUUUUAAGGCGAAGCGCUCUGAAAUGGAAUGGGUCGUCAAGAGGGCUGGCUUUGGAGGAUCUGGUGGUGAAGAUGAUGGGUGUGUCAGACUCCGUGGUUUGCCUUUUGGUUGUUCCAAGGAGGAGAUUGCACAGUUCUUCUCAGGGUUGGAGAUAGUUCCGAACGGGAUAGCUCUGCCUACCGACUACCAGGGGCGGCAUACGGGGGAGGCAUACGUUCAAUUUGUUAACAAAGAGGUCGCUGAAAAGGCCCUUGAGAAGCAUAAGGAAAAAAUAGCUCACAGAUACAUUGAGAUCUUCAGAAGCAACCUUGGAGAAGUGCGUGCAGCGAUGAGCCCCAAGAUGAGAGUACCUGGUGGACCCAUGGGAGGUUACAAUAACAGACCAGCUCCCUAUGACUCUCGUGACAGAUUUGGGGGUAUGAACAGAUACAGCCUGGGUGGACGUGGAAGAACACGUGGGUACAAUGACUAUGAUGGCUAUGAUGGCUUUGUUUCAGGUGGGUACAAUGAUUAUGAUGAUGGCCCAGGCUGGGGUGGUUCUGGGGGAUACAAUGAUGGACCCAGUAGUUGGCAGAGUGGCCGAGGUGGUGGAAGAGGUGGAGGACCUGGUGGUAUGAAGGGUAAUUUCGGAGGUGGACGCGGUGGCAGUUGGAGCAGUGGAGGGACAGGCCACUGUGUGCACAUGAGAGGUCUUCCCUUCCGUGCAACAGAGAUGGAUAUUGCUGAUUUCUUCAGACCAUUGAACCCAGUCAACAUCAAUAUUAUCAUGGACAGCCAGAACAGACCCUCAGGGGAAGCGGACAUUGAGUUCGCUACACAUGAUGACGCAGUCAAAGCUAUGUCUAAGGACAAGGCAAACAUGCAACAUCGCUACAUUGAACUUUUUCUGAACUCAACGCCCGGCGGUAACAUGGGCGGUCCUGGAGGUCCAAUGGGAGGUCCAGGGGGCGGGCCAGGAUCCGGUAACUUCGGAGGCGGCGGCGGAGGCAACUUCAGCGGCGGCAACAUGGGCGGCGGGUUUGGUGGGGGGAGGAGGGGGUAUGGGAGGUGGAAUGGGUGGGGGAUGGGAGGGGGGAUGGGCGGAAGCAUGGGCGGCAGUGGAGGAGGAGGAGGAGGAGGUGGAGGAAUGGGCGGCAGCAUGGGCGGAGGCAUGGGCGGCAGUCUUAGCGGCGGCCUCGGCAGCAUGUCUAGCAGUCUUAGCAGGCUGGGUAGCGGCAUGGCCAGCGGACUCGGUAGCGGCAUGGGAAGCAGCAGCUUCGGCAGCGGCUUCAACUCCAACAACGGCUUCGGGCCCAGCGACCAGAUGUCCGGCAACAACUACAACAGCUUUUGCUAAAAUUGUGUUGGGGAACUGAGAGAGAGAGAGAGAGAGGGAGAUUAAGAAAUAAAAAUAAAAACAGGUACCUUAAGGAUCUACUGAGAAGUUUAUUUUUCUUUAGUUGAUAUUACAACUACUGUGAACUUUAAUUGUGUAAUUAAUAAAGAAUGUCAUUUGUAAAAUCGAUUUUUCAUUUAGAAGGUUUGAAAUAUUAAGGAAGAUGCUAAGAUUUUUUGUUAGCACUACCGUGUAACCUCAAUAAAUAUAUUCACGGUGGCACUGUCACUUGGUGGAAACCCAUGAAAAAAAAAACGCAAGUACAGUUAAAACCUCUAAGAUGAAUGGUAGACUAUAAAUAAAACUGCAUCUGACUUCAUCUUAAGUGUGUGACAUUCCAUUGACAUGGUUUGAUGCAGAUCUCAAAAUUGUUCCGUGGACGAUGGUUGAUUACAAAUGUAUUUUUAGGUUAUUUUUAAGGUCUGAAUAAAAAUACAAACCUUA
Molecule: messenger RNA, 2278 nt
Organism: Penaeus vannamei (Pacific white shrimp)
Lineage: Eukaryota; Metazoa; Arthropoda; Malacostraca; Decapoda; Penaeidae
Source: RefSeq, a predicted model, not a curated record